AGCUGCUGGAACCCGCGGGCACGGGGACUCCGUCCCAGCGUGGUGCUGGGGGUCCGGGUCCCCAUCCCGGGGCCGGGGGGUGCCCGGUUCGGGGUGCCCCUCGGGGGACCGGGGUUCCCGGCCCCGGCAUCUCCUCUUCCUCCCCCAGCAGUGAGGCUGCAGCUUCCUCGCUGCCUCCUCUUCCCCGUGCCCACCAUGGGUGGCAGGAAUGGGGUGGCAGCGGUGGGGACAGGGACUAGGACCCCCGUGCCAUGCCAUGCUGUGCCGUGCUGUGCCGUGCCAGGCUGCGGCUGCCUACGUGCCAGCGAGCUGGACACGCGACCUGCACUGGGCCGGUGCCCAGAACCAGCGGAGGGAAGUGGGAUGGGAGAAGUGGAAAGAGGAACGUGGUAGCACACAGGGACAAGGCAAGGGGACAGCCCUGUCCCCCAGCAUCACCUCUGCCAUCUGGUCUGAGCCCACAUUUGAUGUUCCUGGGAAGCCGGCGGGCACGGUGCUGCUCCUGACACUGGAGGAAGGGAUCGAGACAGCCCCAGAGAAUUCCCAUGUUGGGAGGGAUCAUUUGGGGCACAGAGGGGCUGAGCCCCUCCUCAGCUGCCACCAACCUCCAGCCAAGCAUCCGAUGGGUUCACGUGGCUGCCUGGUCCCACCGGGGGCUCCCUGGCCAUGCUGGGGUCCCUGGAUGCCACGGUGCAGGAUGGGCUCCACGGCCGUGCUGCUGGCCCUGCUCCCCACGGCCGCCGCGCAGCCCACGCCGCCCUCGGGCUGUGGCCACGACCUCUCCUCCCUCUACUACAACCUCUGUGACCUCUCGGCGGGCUGGGGCAUUGGGGUGGAGGCAGUGGCCAGCCUCGGUGUGGUGACCACCUUCGUGCUCACCAUCGUCCUGGUGGCCAGCCUGCCCUUCGUGCAGGACCAGCAGAAGAAGAGCCUGGUGGCCACUCAGGUCUUCUUCCUUCUGGGCACCUUCGGGCUCUUCUGCCUGACCUUCGACUUCAUCGUGGGGCCGGAUUUCUCCACCUGCACCUCCCGCCGCUUCCUCUUCGGCGUCCUCUUUGGCAUCUGCUUCUCCUGCCUGCUGGCACACGCCGUGGCCCUCAACUUCCUGGCGCGGCGCAACCGGGCCCCGCGGGGCUGGGUGACGCUGGCGGUGGCCCUGUCCCUCGCCUCGGUUGAGGUCAUCAUCAACGCCGAGUGGCUCAUCAUCACGGUGGUGCGGCGCGAGGGUGGCCCCCCGGACCCCUGCCAGCUGGCGGACGCUGACUUCGUCAUGGCCCUCAUCUAUGUCAUGGCCCUGCUGGUGGCCGCCUUCAGCACGGCCUGGCCGGCCCUCUGCGGCCACUACGGCCGCUGGCGCAAGCACAGCGCCUUCAUCCUGGCCACCACCAGCCUCUCCAUGGCCAUCUGGCUGGUGUGGACCAUCAUGUACCUGUAUGGGAACCAGCGUGCUGGCCACAAGCCCGGCUGGGAUGACCCCACGCUGGCCAUCGCGCUGGUCUGCAACGCCAGCGCCUUCCUCCUGCUCUACGUCAUCCCCGAGGUGACACACGUGACACGGCGCAGCCCCGAGCAGGCCUUUGAGGACGAUGGCUACCCCACGCGUGGGGUGGGCUACGAGACCAUCCUCAAGGAGCAGAAGUCGCAGAGCAUGUUCGUGGAGAACAAGGCCUUCUCCAUGGAUGAGCCGUCCUUCGCCAAGAAGCCGGUGUCCCCGUACAGUGGCUACAACGGGCAGCUGCUGACCAGCGUGUACCAGCCCACCGAGAUGGCUCUGAUGCACAAGGGGACGAGCGAAGGUCCCUAUGACGUGAUCCUGCCCCGCGCCUCCACCAGCCCCUUGCCCGGCAGCGCCAGCUCCACGCUCCGAGCCGAGGACGCCUUCACGGCACAGGCCCGGCACUCCAGCAUCCCCAGGGACACCCGGAGCUGCCAGGUGCAGUCCCCGUACAGCAGGAACCGGUGGUGAAGCCCCCGUGACGCAGCUCCCACAGCGCCGGCACGGCCGCGGCCCCUCCGUCCCGCUCCCGAGGGCUCACCGGGCCUCAUCCCACCCUGACAUGUGAAUCCCACCCGUGGGAUGCCUGGACACGGUCCCAGAGCCAGCGCUCCCACCUGCCCGUCCCACCUGGCCGUGGCACCCGCAAGCCACCAGCUGUGCCCGGACCCCGCAUCCCUGCCUCAAGGACAGGCUCCCGUGAGGACACCCCCAGCUGUCACCUCACUGCCUUUGUGACGCACAGACCCCGUCUCCCCCAGGCCAUGGACCCUCCGAAGCUGGGGAACCAGUGGGACCCGGCCCAGGGCACCCUCAGCACCGAGCCCCUGGCUCUGCACUGACCCCCACCAGCCCUGGGGACCCCAAGCCGAGCUGGCCCCAUCCCACCGCAGGGCACAAGGGGACACGAGGCUGUCCCCAGCUCUGCCUCCUUCUGUGCCUCUGUUUCCCCACUGCUGGGGAAGGGGGGCUGCUGGGGGUCCAGGGGAUCAGUGCCUUGCUGGGGCUGGAGACCGGCCCCCCACAGCUCCGGCCGCCUUCCCGGUGCCUUCCCCCUCGGGGCUCGGGGACCCCUGCAGGGAGUGGGGAGGGAGCUGGGUCCCUCGCCCUCCUCGCUGCUUUCUCUGUCAAAUUCUUUUUCCCACUUUUUUUCAGGUCACCCCAAUAAAGGUGGUUUUUCCUA
Molecule: messenger RNA, 2678 nt
Organism: Corvus hawaiiensis (hawaiian crow)
Lineage: Eukaryota; Metazoa; Chordata; Aves; Passeriformes; Corvidae
Gene: GPRC5C
Product: G protein-coupled receptor class C group 5 member C
Exons: 5
Coding region: 209-1966 (585 amino acids)
Biological process (GO): G protein-coupled receptor signaling pathway
Cellular component (GO): plasma membrane; signaling receptor complex; extracellular exosome
Molecular function (GO): protein kinase activator activity; G protein-coupled receptor activity
Source: RefSeq, a predicted model, not a curated record